UUGAGGGAGGAGGAUGAGAGACUUUUGGCCGUUUUCGUUUUAUAAUUAGGUUAACAGAGCAGUGAGAAACUGCGCAGGACGGAGUGUAUCAUGGAGUGAAUUCGGUGGCUGUGUUUGUCCCAGCUUUCUUUCAGGUUUGGCUGGAACUGGAAGGGUCUGAGGCUCAUCAGCAUGGCGGAGGGAGACGAGGGUUCAGCUGGAGAGUGGAAGGAGAAGUACAUGGCUCUGGAGGCUCUGCUCUUCAAGUUCAGAGGACAGAUGAGUGUGAUUCGGGAACUUACAGCAGAAAAGAUGCAGCAGUUGGAGUCACAAGUUUUGGAGGCAGAGAGGCGGGCAAGUGAGGCAAACCAACAGGUGCAGUGGAUGGAGGAGCGUCUGAAGGCUGCAGAUGUGCAGUCCAGUGACUCUGAGCUGAGGCUGUUCAGACGCUGUCAGGACCUCCAGGCUGCUCUGCAGGAGAAAGAGGAGCUCAUUACUGCGCUGGAGCAGCAGCUGGAGGAACAGAAACAGAGCCGAAUCCAAGACGCCAAGACUGUAGAGGAGAAAGCGGCAAAGAUCAAGGAGUGGGUGAUGCGGAAGCUGAAUGAGUUUGAAGCAGAAAAUGCCUCCCUGAGGGAAACGAACCAGCAGCAGGAGACUCAGAUACUGGAACUGAAAAGACAGAUUCAAGUCCUGGAGCAGGCCGUUGGAGCCCACACCAAACCCGGAGAGGCUCAGCGGCUCAGCAGUCUGACCUUCGGCUGCUUCCAGGUCCGAGGGAAGAGCCUUCAGGUGCUGACAGGUCCAGUGCCAGCUCAGAAGAGCAACAGCAGUGUGUGUACACACCACAUGCGCACGGACUGCAGGAGACCCUCCACCGACCAUGGCAUAAAACAGACUUCUGAGGCCGAGAAUGGGACUCCCAGUUGUAGAACAGAAUCAGAGGAGGUGAAGGACGGUGAAGCUGUGAGUGAUGCUCUGUCUCGUGAUGUCUUCUCCAUCCUGUCCAGCGCUGCCUCUGAUAGCGAAGCAGUUGCGUGCAGUGGCCUGGAGCUCAGUCGACCCACCAGUGAAGCCUACCUGACAGCCUCCGACGACAGCAGCUCACUCUUCGAUGAUGACAUGCAGCGGACGGGGGGUCCCUCCUUCUGCCUCCCAGGAACAGACACUAUGGCCAAGAUCAAAGGUUGCAAAAAGGCAGACCUAGAGGACAUCUGCUCAGAUGAGUUGAAUAAGCGCUUCCAGUCGCAGUGCCUUAAUUCUUCGUCCUCCUCCAGCGAGGCCAACACCCCGAGCCCCAUCCUGACCCCCGCCCUCACCCCAAAGCGCCCCACGCCUUCGCAGGACACCCAGGACACGCCUGCCUCCCCCAAGCAGCCACGACUGCGGACCCCCAACACCUUUAACGUUAGCGUAACAGUAGCUAAGAAGCACCUGAGUCAGCCUCAACUGUGCAGUGAAGUGGCCCAUGGAAGAAGCCGCAACGCUAUCAGCAUGCUGCGUCCACUGAAGCCCCAGGAGACUGACCUGGACCUAGAGCAGGAGAUGGAAACCAGUGAAGGGUCAUCUCAAGCCCCAGUAGAUGAUCAGACGAAGCCUGAUGCUUCUGCUGCUGUGCAAGGAAGCAAGCCUCCCACCCCUCCACUGCACAGGUUUCCCUCUUGGGAGAGCAGAAUAUACGCAGUGGCCAAAUCUGGAAUUCGGCUGUCGGAAACAUCUUGCGCAGAUGUAGCUAAUAAAGACUCCUCCCACCCAUCCUCAUACCCUGCCUUCAUGCUCUACACAUCCCUCAUCUACAGGAACAUGAGCACACCUGUCUACACCACAGUCAAAGGGAGGGCGACAUUGCUAAGCAGUAGUCAGUUGUCAGAAGAGUCAUCCAGCUCUGAGGAGGACGAGAGUUCUGAGGACUGUCUCUCGAACUCCGGCGAGGAGGAGAGCGGCUCGUACACCUCUGGCUCCAUCUCCGGCAAAGGCAACAGCCAUGACAGCCCCCGCUCUCUCAAGAGAGCUGUGUCCCUGUCUUCGAUGGCGUCUGAGAGUGAUUACGCCAUUCCACCGGAUGCCUACUCUACUGAUACAGAGUGCUCAGAGCCUGAGAACAAACUGCCAAAGACCUGCUCAGCCAGUAGUGACAGCGGCAAGAGUGAGCCGAUGGAAAAGUCUGGAUACCUGUUGAAGAUGGUGAAGACCUGGAAGAAGACGUGGAAGCGCCGUUGGUUCGUCCUGAAAGAUGGAGAACUGCUGUAUUACAAGUCACCGAGCGAUGUCAUCCGCAAACCUCAAGGCCAAAUUGAGCUCAGUGCUUCCAGCACCAUUGCCCGUGGGGACGGCAAGCAAAUGCUUCAGGUGGUGACGGGAAAGCGUGUGUAUAAUCUGAAGGCGGACUCUCCUAACCUGCUUGAGGAGUGGCUGAGGGUCCUGCAGUGCGUGCUGAGGGUUAAAGCAGCCAGUCCACUCUUCACCCAGCCUGAUGUCCGGCCAGCCAUGAGGGGACACCUGAUAAAGGUAAAGCAUGGCUAUUCUAAACAGGUGUGGUGUGCGCUCAUUGGGAAGACACUGUACUACUUCAGAUGUCAAGAGGACAAGUUCCCUCUGGGUCAGAUCAGGCUGUGGGAGGCACGUGUUGAAGAAGUGGAGCAGUCAUGUGACUCAGAUGAGGACAGUAAGAGGGAGCAGAGUGGGCUGUCUUCACACUCCACCAUUUCCAUCCAGCCCCUAAACCAGGCCCCCACUUACCUGCUUAUAGACUCCCAGCAUGAGAAGGCAGCGUGGCUUUAUCACUUGUCAGUGGCAGCGGGUGCGAGCAUGGGGCAGGUGGGGACCGAGUUUGAGCAGCUGGUUGGCAAACUGCUCAGUGUAGACGGUGAACCAGGCUCUCAGGUGUGGAGGCAUCCCAUGCUGUGCUUCAGUAAGGAAGGCCUAACUUCCCCUCUCACCACCCUGCCUUCACAAGCCCUGCAGACUGAAGCCAUCAAACUUUUUAAGACAUGCCAGCUCUUCAUCAAUGUAGCCAUUGACACUCCGGCCAUAGACUACCAUGUGACACUGGCCCAGUGUGCACUACAGGUGUGUCUCACACACCCUGAGCUGCAGAACGAGAUCUACUGCCAGCUCAUCAAACAGACACGUAGGAGGCAGCCCCACGGCCAGCCAGGCCCGCUGCAGGGUUGGCAGUUCCUGGCACUGUGUGUGGGGCUUUUCUUGCCCCAGCAUCCCAUCCUCUGGCUUCUUCAAGUCCACCUCAAAAAGCAUGCUGACUCUAGGACAGAGGUGGGGAAGUAUGCCAUCUACUGUCAGCGCUCAGUGGAGAGAACCCAACAGAAAGGUGAUCGACAGGCUAGACCCUCGCGCAUGGAGAUCCUGUCCAUCUUACUGAGGAACCCGUACCACCAUUCACUGCCCUUCAGUCUGCCUGUGCACUUUCUCAACAACACUUACCAGGUCGUUGGUUUUGAUGCCUCCACCACAGUGGAAGAGUUCCAGAGCCGUCUGAAUCAGGACACUGGCAUGAGAAAGACAGGCCAGUCUGGCUUUAGUCUCUACUCCGAUGACCCCACAGGCCAAACCUUGGAACACUACCUGCAGGGCAGUUUGAAGAUUUGUGACAUCAUAUCUAAAUGGGAGCAAGCCUGUAAGGAGCUUCACACAGGCAAAUCUGAGAACACCAGGACUGUGAAACUCACUUACAAGAACAGGUUGUACUUCUCCCAGCAGCUGAGAGGAGAAACGGAGAGAGAGCGCCUGCUUUUGGCCUAUCAGACUAACGAGGAGAUUGCAGCGGGUCACUUUCCUGUAAACAAAGAACUGGCCUUAGAAAUGUCUGCACUGCUCGCUCAGGUGGAGUUUGGAGACUUUGAGCGGCCGUUCUCCUGUGCAGGCGGCUCAGGUUCUGGACAGGCUAAAUCUAAGCAGACUCUCAAACAGGUUCUAGAGCGCUUUUACCCGAAGCACUACAGACGGGCCUGCUCAGAGGAGCAGCUGAGCCAGUUAGGUCAGAGGCUCUCAGCUCGGUGGGCGUCGUUGAGGGGCCGGAGCACCUCUGAGUGUGUGCGGAUUUACCUGACAGUGGCUCGCAAGUGGCCUUUCUUCGGAGCCAAGCUGUUUGAGGCUGAGCCCUUGUCACCCUCUCCUCAGCAGAACACACACGUGUGGCUAGCGGUACAUGAGGAUGGACUGAGCGUGCUGGAAUUCACCUCCAUAAAACUCCUGGUGUCCUACUCCCACAAGAACAUUGCAGUGUUUGGAGGCUAUCGCCAGGACUUCAUGCUGGUGGUGUCUCAGAGCUCUGCAAGCAACACAGUCAGAGACAAGCCCACAGAGAAGCUCUUGUAUGCUAUGAGCCCUUCCAAGAUCCAGGAGUUGACCUUACUCAUGGCCAGCUACAUCAACAGCGCCCACCAGCAGAAGUCGGCAGCCCACCAUCUCUCAGCCCCAGCCUUGCUUCUGGCCCAGACCCAAGUCGGAGAGCAACGUAGCAAAUCCCCUCCUGCGACCUCCUCCAGACCCAGCAAAGCUCCCACACUGCUGUGAUGCUCCUCCCAGUGGAGUGUCUCUCAAUCACAUCUUGGGGAUUUCACCAAUAACACAUCCAGCUAAAUGUCCAGCUAAUCAAUGUCUUCUGAAAACAAUUAUCAGAAGGAUCGGUGUGGUAGAUCAGGUAACCCAGGAGCAGGCCUGGUGACCAGUGCACUAGUAGGUAUCCCACAAGCUGGACAGUUUAAGCCAAAAGUGAUGACUGUUCAGUAGUAAUGUGCCCUCAGCUCUCCUCCUAUUGGCCAGGCUUAACCUUUUGGCUUAUAUAAUAUGGCUAACAUUCUCCGUUUGUGAAAUACCACACUGACACUCAGAGAGAACAUGUGCUAAAUAUUCAAAUGAAGAGGAAGUGCUCUAAUGCAUGGGAGCAGGAACUUACACCUGAUUUGCAUAUUGCUUCAUUCUUUGGCCUGUCGUUGGGAUGAAGUUGGUUGGUGUAUUGAGAAAUAUAUCCUUCCCUUUCUUCUUACAUCUCACACAGAAAAGCUGUUAAAGUUACAUGGAUCAUAUUAUGUAUGUCAUGAUAUGAUGAAGUACAAUGAGGCCACAGGUGUUACAGAACAUAGGCUAAAGCCAGUAUCGACUAACCAAAUAUAAUAAGUAAGUAUCAUUUCAAAGAAAUGUAAGCAGACGCUAUUUAUUCAAUCAAUUAAUGAACUCCAUGAUUAAUACUGAUGUAUACCAGAGAUAUGUUUACCCUGACUUCAGGAAAGGAAAAGGACAUUCCAGAGUAAUAAGUGAACAGUAACUCUUCUUCCUAAGAAAUGCUGCAGUAGAACAGAUGUGCGGGUGAACGAAAGAAAAACAUGUCAAUGGAAUGUAAUGCUGAGCGUUUGCAUAUAGAUAAAAGAUUUGUUCACUUGAUGAAGUAAAGUAAGUAUGUCUGACUGAUGAAGAAUGUUUGGAGGUUGUAUUGGAGCAGGGAUGGUGUUGUGCUGGCGUUAGAAGACUGACAUUAGGCAUAGAAAAGAGAGGAUGGCUCUGGAAGGAGGAAGAGUUUUCGGAGAUUCAAGGUGGUUUUUCACCCUUCUGGCCAAAAAGGGUACUCAGAGCGAACAGCAAGUAUUUUUGGUCACACUUUACUUAAACCUUUAUACAUAACAUUGCCAUAACCAUGCCAUAAACUAGUCAUGGAAGAUGUCAUACCGUCAUGACGGAUUUUGUUCAUUAAUAAAACAGUGAGUGCGUUUACAUGCAUUUUACAUUUUUUUUCUUAUGAUUCUAAAUUAAUGCUUAUAAUUUCUAGUAUAACUGUUUUUUUUAUCACCCGACUAUAAAGCACUUUGAGCUGCCACCGGCAUGAAAAGUGCUAAAUAAAUAGAAAUUAUUAUUGUAAUUAUUAUUAAUAAUAAUAAUCCGAUCAUUUGUUUUAGUCAAUCAGUUAUCUGAUGAUUCAAAUGGUCAUGUAAACAGCACACUCUGUUUUCUUAGACCUGAGUAAGGUCUAGAAAUCCAAUUAAGAAAUCUGAUAAAGAGAGCUAGAUUUUAACUCAGUAAUCAGAUUUCUCAGUGCAUGUGAACUCUUACUCAGAAAUCCUGCCUGACUCAUGUAGACCCAGAGUUUCCCCAUUAUCUGAUUACUCAAGUGUACGUAAACACGUUGAUCGGAUUGCUGAUAAAAUUAGAUUUUCUGCAGUUAUCAGACUAUUAAGUGCAUGUAAAAGCACUCAGUGUCUUGUUCUGAUGCCAGUACUGUCAUGACAGAUUAUGUCACAUGCUAAUUUUGUUAAAUAUACUCUGAACGGCUACUUCAUUAGGAAACUGCUGUGUCUGAUCCACUUGUACCAGCGCAACGCACACUAACACACCCCUACCGACUUUACAUCUACAAGGUGGACUGACAAGGUAGGAGUGUCUAAUGGAGUGGACAGUGAGUAGACACAGUGUUUAAAAACUCCAGCAGCACUGCUGUGUCUGAUCCACUCAGACCAGCACAGCACACACUAACACACCACCACCACGUCAGUGUCACUGCAAUGCUGAGAAUGAUCCACCACCCAAAUAAUGCCUGUGCUGUGGUGGUCCUGUGGGGGCUAACAUAGUAUGCAAAGACACAGAUGGACUACAGUCUGUAAUUGUAAAACUACAAAGUGCACCUACAUACACGUAAGUGGACCUAAUAAAAUGGAUGAAGUGUGUAGAUGCGAGGAGGUGGACUCUGCCAAGAUCUGUUUAUGGCAUGAUUAUGUCAAUGUCGUAUUAUGAGAUGAAGUAAACUGUUAUUAGGUUUUCUCAGUGCACAAACAGGAAGUGGAACCUCACAUUUUACCAAACUUGUGGUUAAAUAUACUGAGCAUAAGAGCAAAGUGCAGAGUGUGUAAACUUGCCUUUCCACUAUAACUUUUCUCUUUUAUUUCUAUGAUUUACAAAAUUAAACAGAGGACUUUGAUAAUCGGUGUUGCUCUUAUCUGUUUUACUCUUGGAAGUAUCAGCGUGAAGCUGUUAUAUACACCAUGGAUCUUAACUGCCAUAUCAGUUCUCUGGCAUGGGCGCGCUAUCUGAAUAUCUUGAGUAGUUUUGGUUUUUGGCCAAUCUUAUAAUCCCAGAGUACAGGAGGCAAGGUGCUGUCUCUUGGUUCCUGCAUCUACUGUAUUGUACUUACAUGUUUGUUCAUUUUCUCAUAGUAUUUAAUUGUAAUUAAAGCUUAAACACCAUCAUAUUUUUCA
This is a messenger RNA of Colossoma macropomum (tambaqui), 7181 nucleotides long. It is a transcript of the gene plekhh2, whose product is annotated as pleckstrin homology domain containing, family H (with MyTH4 domain) member 2. Gene Ontology annotation, biological process: negative regulation of actin filament depolymerization. Gene Ontology annotation, molecular function: actin binding. Gene Ontology annotation, cellular component: cytoskeleton; cytoplasm. The record is from RefSeq and is a predicted model, not a curated record. Bases 172 to 4512 code for a protein of 1446 amino acids. The transcript is spliced from 30 exons. NCBI's taxonomy places the organism in Eukaryota, Metazoa, Chordata, Actinopteri, Characiformes, Serrasalmidae.